AAUAUUUAUUAUUUUACACAUACUUUUAUGAGUAGAAUAGGAAGAAAUGCUUACAUAACUUUUCAGUCUAGUGAUGAUUCUUCUUUUUUUGUUUGUUUGUUUGUUUUUAACUUUGUAGUCCAUGGCUGAAGUCCUUGCUAAAAAAGAGGAGCUAGCAGAUCGUCUUGAAAAAGCCAAUGAAGAAGCCAUUGCUAGUGCGAUUGCUGAAGAGGAACAGUUAACUAGAGAAAUUGAAGCUGAGGAAAUAACGAUAUUAACAUUGAAACUGACAACGACAGUGAUUUUUCUGCCAGCAUGGGCAGUGGGGGUGUAUCUUUCUGUGGUAUGUCUAUGGACUGGAAUGAUGUUCUUGCAGAUUAUGAAGCUCGUGAAUCUUGGCGCCAGAAUACAUCCUGGGGGGACAUUGUAGAAGAGGAGCCUGCAAGACUUCCAGGGCAUGGAAUUCAUAUGCAUGAGAAACUUUCCUCACCAUCUCGGAAAAGGACAAUUGCAGAAUCUAAGAAGAAGUAUGAGAAAAACACAUGAAAGCACAGCACUAAGGGAAAAGUUACGUGAAGAGAAAACAUUAAAGCUUCAGAAAUUGUUAGAAAGGGUGAGUUUUUCAUUUCAACAAAAUCGUGGGAGUCUUAUAUUUUGGUGGGCUAUUUUUUCAAGUAGACCUUUCUCUUCUGGUUUGAGAGAAGAUAAAAGAAUGACAAAAUUAAAUUUGCUAGGAAAUAAAGCCAUUUCUAUCAAAUUCCAGAGGGCUAAUUGUUUAAAAAGGAAAGAAUUAGUCUUUACUGAACUAUCUAGUAAUUAAUAUUUUGCAAAUUUGCAUGGAUUUUUGAAGCCGUACUUUGUCUGUUGCCAUUUUCACUGGGAGGUUUCCUUGAGUAGUCUUGUCAAAGUGUGAAAAGACUUGGUAGGACAGUUUAGAGACUGAGCUAGUUAGUUCUAUGUGUUUGUCGCCUGUGGCUAGCCUGUGUUCCUGGUGUGCAUUUCUGAUUUUGAUUUUCACUGUUGUGAGUGUGCCUAUGGCCAACCCUCAUGCAGGAGUGCAAGUUACCACCCUGGCCUCCAGUUGUUGUCAGUACACCUGUAUACCACUGGCCCUGUAGCCAUGCAUGUGCAUGUCCUUACUGUCAUACAUGUGCCAAUACCUAAGGACCAGAGUUGUGAUACCGCUGGCCUGGCCCUUUCCUACCUAGGUAUGGUCACUGCUUAAUCCAGAAGCAUUACGGAGGAUCUCAGCAGCCCUCCUAGGUACUGCAAGUACCCAGAAGGUUUUGCACCUGAGGAACAGUUUCUGAUGUCACUGUUCUCAGCCCCCAUUUGCCAUGCUACUGCAUACCUCUGGAACCAGAGUUGUUGUUUGUGCCCAUAUUUGUCACCCACAUGUUACUAGCUUUGUGUAACAAUGCGCUGCUGUUUGCCCACCUUCCCUCCACUUCUCCCAUCAGUGCUUCCAUGGUCCCUCCCCAAGGUGAUGGCCUUUCCUUACCAAGGUGAUGGCCUUUCCUUACCAAAGCCAGUCCAUGCCUGGGCAAGGUGACCGUUUUCUUUAAAUGCGGGGAGCAAUGCAGGGAUACCAGGAACAUGUAAAAUUGGGGAAAUAUAACACUGCCAAGGGAGCCAAUAAAUUGCCAGUAGCUGACCCAGUCCCAUGGAGAUCCACAAAUUUCCUGUCAAGUAUUCCAAAUAGUUGUUGUAUGGAAGUUCAGUGAGCUACAAGAGAUCACAAGUAAAUAGUUUAACAGAAUCAGGCAAACAACACAAGAACAACAUGAUACGUUCAAGAAAGAUAGAAACCAUAAAAAAGAAGCAAAUAGAAAUUCUGGAGCUGAAGAAUAUAAUAACUGAAUUAAAAACUGAUUAGAGUGGUUCAGUAGCAGACUUGAUCACACAUAAGAAAGAACCUGAGAAUUCAAAAGACAGACCUUUGAAAUUAUCUAGUGGGAGGAGAAAAAAUAAAAGAAUGAAGAAAGACU
Castor canadensis (American beaver) is the source of this 1967-nucleotide messenger RNA. Lineage: Eukaryota; Metazoa; Chordata; Mammalia; Rodentia; Castoridae. The record is from RefSeq and is a predicted model, not a curated record.